AUGGCUGCAACAGCUACAGCAGACAGCUCUUCCGAAUCGAGCCGGCCACCUACUCCAAUGCCUGAGAACUCGCCCCCUGCCACGCCGCUCGAGGGUCCUUCCAAGGGAAGACGACGUCAACGAUUGCUACGAGGCAUUCAGCGCAUCUCCUCGUCUCCGUCGUUGGCUCAAAUAGGUCGCACACGCUCCUCGAGUGCGCCCUAUGGUACUCGGGGCAGCUUGUCCUGCGUGAGCCUCGCAGCAGCGCCGACCUUUGCCCAAUAUCACCCGGGCAAUGUCACCCCAGGCUACUUCCCAAACGCGCAGUCUUCAUUUCCAAGCAGCCCGACCGUCGAGUUUCCCAGCUUCGAAGGCAUCGAAACCCGCUUAGCACCACGCAAGGUUGCAAAUGCCUCCACGACAUGCCUUACUCCUAACACGGCUUGCCUGCCUGCCGAUGUCGUAACCACUCGAUCCAGAUCGGGCACCGCUCAAAAGCCUCCAUAUGACUUUUGGAAGAACAUGCCAGACGAGAUUCGAAUCCAUGUCUUCUCCUACCUCCACCCAAAAGAGCUCAUUCGUGUCUCGCGCGUGAGCAAGGACUUUCACAAGUUCUGCUUCGACGGUCAGCUAUGGACGCGGUUCGACGCUACCGAUUUCUAUACCGAGAUACCGGCGGAAUCUCUAGCCAAGAUAAUCGUGUCUGCGGGCCCUUUUAUCAAGGACCUGAACAUCCGGGGUUGUCUCCAGAUCGAGCACUAUCAGCGGGCCGAGGUCGUCGUGAAGGCUUGCAAAAACCUCAUGAAUGCCACUCUAGAAGGUUGUCGGAACUUCCAACGGUCCACUCUGCACAACCUUAUUCGGACCAACGACAAGCUUGCCAAUUUGAAUCUCACUAGCAUGACAGCAGUGACGAACAGCACAUGCAAGAUCAUCUCGCAACAUUGUCCACAGCUGGAGUCCCUCAAUGUGUCCUGGUGCAAGCACAUGGACGCUCGCGGCAUCAAGAUGGUGGUCCGCGCUUGUCCGAAACUGAGGGAUCUUAGGGCCGGAGAAGUUAGGGGCUUCGACAACCUCGACGUUGCCCAGGCUAUCUUUGAGACCAACAACCUGGAGCGCCUGGUUUUGUGUGGUUGUGUCGAAGUCACCGAUGAAUCGUUUUCUACCAUGAUCCACGGGAAGAACCCCGAGGUGGACAUCUUGACCGAUCGGCCGAUAGUCUCGUCCAGGAGACUGAAGCAUCUUGACCUGAGUCGCUGCUCGCAGUUGACUAACGAAGGAGUCAAGAUAAUGGCCCACCUUGUCCCUGAACUUCAAGGCUUGCAGCUGAGUGGCUGCUCGUCUUUGACCGACUCUGCCCUUGAACCUAUCUUGGCCUCAACUCCGCGCCUUACUCACUUAGAGUUGGAGGAUCUAUCGGAGCUCACCAACGAUAUUCUAUCCGAGCACCUCGCCAAAGCCCCUUGUGCACCCAAGUUGGAGCAUCUCUCGGUAAGUUACUGCGAAAACCUCAGUGAUACGGGUAUGCUGCCUGUUAUCAAGAAAUGCACCAGUCUCAAGAGCGUGGACAUGGACAACACUAGGAUCGGUGACCUUGUUUUGGCUGAAGCCGCUGCUAUGGUUCGAUCUCGCGCGGCCAGGACAUCGACUCGCGGCUGCCGUCUUCGCGUGGGGUUGAAGCUAGUAGUGUACGAUUGCCAGAUGGUUACCUGGACCGGUAUACGCGAAGUCUUGUCGUGGAAUGCUGAGAUCCGGCAGCCAUCUGGCGGUCACCCAUCAUUUCCUACGGAAGUCAUUGGACUUAAGUGUUUCUAUGGAUGGCAGCAGACGGUGGAGCAACACACGCAGCGUGUUUUGAGAGGCGAUUUUGCUGCGGCAGGGAGACUGGAGAGGAAGUGGGCCGAUUAUAUGCAGGCGAUUGAGGAGGCAGGUGCAGCUGGUGCAGGUCGGAGCCGGCGAAGGCGAAGGGCUCGGGAGGCUCAGAUGCUUCACGCAGACGAGGAAGAAGGGGCCGCUGGCGCUCCUGGUCGUCGACGCGCGCGGACUAUGGCGGCUGCUUGCGCUGUAAUGUGA
This is a messenger RNA of Anthostomella pinea, 2052 nucleotides long. The record is from the annotation of a GenBank genome assembly. Lineage: Eukaryota; Fungi; Ascomycota; Sordariomycetes; Xylariales; Xylariaceae.